Molecule: messenger RNA, 1031 nt
Organism: Laccaria bicolor S238N-H82
Lineage: Eukaryota; Fungi; Basidiomycota; Agaricomycetes; Agaricales; Hydnangiaceae
Exons: 2
Coding region: 192-1031 (279 amino acids)
Source: RefSeq, a predicted model, not a curated record
UCUGGAGCCAAGAUUGUGCCUUGUCAAGUCCCAGCGAGUUUUUUGACUCACAGGCCUAAACAGCUCUCGAAUUAUCGCAACAGCAAAGUCUGCGCCGUCUCUAGGAGCCAUAAUUUGCGUCCAGAGCACUCUCUCGGCCAGCCAGUAGCCUCGCUCUCCUGUCAUCUACAGUCUUAAAGCCCCUCUACACCAUGAACGUCGCUAAAUCGAAAAAUACCAACGUCCAGCUCCUAGCGUGUCUCACCGAGCUGCAGGACGCGAUCGACCCCGAUGACAACCAUUACCGCCUCCUCGUCGACGGGAAAUACGUCAAAUACGUGAAUACAGCACCGGGAGCGCUUGGCGGGGAUGAGAUCGAUCGGUACUUCGGGCCCAUCUUGCUCGGCGAGCUCCUUCCACCUUUUCCACCCGGAAAUUGGAACGAAGGCUACGUGGCCAAGGAUCCCGAAACACGAGAAGUGGCCUUCAUCAAGGUAGAGACAGUGCCUCUUGCGGGGGUGGAAAAUCUCUGGCAUCCAGUGAAGCUGAACGAGCUGGAUUUCACACAAGAACUUCACCUGAGGCAACGCGUUCGCGCUUCAACACACCCCGAGAUUAACGACAGGAAGCCCGUUCUCAUCAAAAUUGCGGUUUGGCCUUGGGAGCUCCCUUACAUGGAGGCUGAGACGACUGCUUAUGAACUCAUCUGUGGCAGUGGUAUUGGCCCCAAGUUUCUUGGCCAUGUUACUGAGGGGAAAGACGGGCGCGUGGUUGGAUUCGUUGCUGAGUGGGUACAAGAUGCGAGGGCCGCAGGCCCAGGAGAUUUCGAGGGCUGCAGGAAGGCCUUGGGGCAAUUGCAUGAGCUCGAGAUCAAGCUUGGCGAUAUCAACAAACACAACUUUCUUGUGCGGGAAGGGCACGACGUUGUUUUGAUAGACUUUGAGUGCGCGAAGAAAUGUUCACUGCAGGAACUCGAAGACGAGAUGAAUGGUCUCAAGGGAAGCCUGGAGGACCCAAGUUUCCGGGGCGGGGUAGAAGUCGUUUGUGAGUGA